UACAACGACCUCUCCAUCUCCCCCUUACCUCCGCAACCCAAGCGCCACCCUAAAUCCAUUGUCCCCCAACCCUAAACAUCAAACCCCCAAAACCUUCGCGCCACAUUACAAUGCCUGCCGAGGUGAAGGAGACCGCCACAACCGCCUCUUCCUCCGACGAGAAGAUCUGUGAAAUCCUCUGCAAUCGCGAUAUCUGCUACUACUCGACUCCCAAGAAGAAACGUCCUCUGCAAUCCCUCCAAGACACCGAUCCCGAACUCCUCCGCUACUUCGACAAGCUCGGCGUUCCUCUCAACGAGCAGAAGCGUCUCGCCAACGUUGCCGUCGACACCGUCCUCAACAGCGUCUCCAUGGCCACCACUUACCGCAAAACCCUCGAGAAGGCCGAGGUCAUAUUCUGCUCCAUCUCCGACGCUAUUAAGGAGUACCUCAAGUUAGUCCACAAGUACUUAGGGAAGGUCGUGCCCUCCGAUGACAACUACUAUGCAGAUGGAUCGUUCUUCUACAUUUCCAAAGACACCAAGUGCCCGAUGCAGAUCUCCCCUACUUCAGAAUCAACGCGCUGGAAACGGGGCAGUGUGAAGAAAGCUUUGAAGUUAGCAGUUGAUGAAAAGGAUUCUAUAUUGGCCAGUAUACCAGCAGAACUGAAGAUAAAGGGAUCUUUGGUACAUGCAUCCCUGAUAGAGGGAAAGGGGGGCUUGCAAACUCUUUUUCAAUCUAUAAAGGAACAGGAUGCAAAUAAAGUAUCUAUGAACCUUGCAUCUACACUGGACAUUGUAGCAGAGCUAGAGUUGUUACAGGCGCCAGGAUUAUCUUUUUUGUUGCCCGAGCAAUAUGCGCAACAAUAUCCCCGCUCAAUUCCUUAGGAAAAAUAAACAUUCAGAACAUUGGGGAAAAUCAAUAUAUUCCCAUUGCUUUUAGGCUUUCUGGGAGAGGAACUGUCGAGUUCACCAUUGAGAAAGGAGAUGGUUCAACAUAUUCCCCAGUUGGUGGAGAGCAGAAAAAUACAGCCACUAUUCAGGUUGUUAUUGACAGAUACUCUGCUUCAUUAACUGCAGGAAAUUUUGCAAAACCGGUGAUGGAUGGAGCCUAUAAUGGCGCAAAACUCAACUCUAUCAACCAAGCUAUUCUCUCAGAUAAUGGAGGUGAUAAGAACAGUGGUUACAGUGUUCCCUUGGAAAUAAUGCCCUCUGGACAAUUUGAGCCGCUUUACAAAUACAGAAACUAU
Vigna angularis (adzuki bean) is the source of this 1228-nucleotide messenger RNA. RefSeq names its product UPF0051 protein ABCI8, chloroplastic-like. Bases 111 to 866 code for a protein of 251 amino acids. The record is from RefSeq and is a predicted model, not a curated record. Lineage: Eukaryota; Viridiplantae; Streptophyta; Magnoliopsida; Fabales; Fabaceae. The transcript has a single exon.